CAUCCGCCUAGACUUCCAUGCUCUCUCUCUCUCUCUCUUUCUCUCUCUCGCUAACCCUCUCUUCGAACUUGCAUUUCUUGGGAGCUUGAAGCAGAGGCGAGCCAGAAUAUCUGCUGAAUCUCCCGCAGCUCUUCCGCCUUAUUAUAAUCCUUCCGCUCCGACAAAUACAAGAACCGAGACAAGAGUCGGAAAAAGAAGAAGCGAAAAGCAUCCGGAAAAGUAAAGAUUCAAAGGCCCACACUUCGCCCAUUAUUGAGAAGAGAAAAGGAGAAAAGCUCCCCACUUUAUCUUCCUACUCUUCUUCCUCCUCCUCUGCUUUCUUCCUUCAAUUUCCCGAGUAGGCUCCCCCACCUUUCCCCUCCUUUCCCGCACACAAAAACCCCUCUCUCUCUCUCUCUCUCUCUCUCAAGUCAAAGCGGUAAUCAUUUCGUCUUCAUCACCCGGAAGAAAAAGAGAGAGAGAGAGAGAACAUCACUUUCCCACUCGCCUCUCCACGACAAACCCAAUUCCCCUUCGCUCGAACGCGGAUAAAAAAUGCCACUUCGGCUUCUUCUUCUCGCGCUGCUCGUCGCUUUCUGUUCCUGCGCUCUUCUCCUCCGCCCGUCCCUCGCCGGCAUCAUCGCCGAGCCCGUCGGGGGCGGCCACGACCAGCCCUACACCGUCCCGGCCUUCCCCGUGGACUCGGCGGGCCAAAUCUGCAAGCUCGACCUCUCCGCCGAGCUCUUCGGCGGCGUCAGCGAGGCCUGCGGCCGUAACCUCGACCGUAGCCGGUGCUGCCCCGUGCUGGCCGCUUGGCUCUUCGCCGCCCACGCCAGGUACGCCCUGCAGGUGGCUCCGGCGGCGGCGCCGUCGUCGGGGGAGGAGCUGCCGAUGAUCCCGGACGACUCGCAGAAGUGCGUGAACUCGCUACAGUCGGCGCUGGUGAGCAAGAACGUGCACCUCCCGCAGCCGAACGCGAGCUGCGACGCCGUCCUGUGCUUCUGCGGCAUCAGGGUCCACCAGAUCAGCUCGCUGAGCUGCCCGGCGGCGUUCAACGUCUCCUCCGCGUCCCGGAACGUGACGCCGACCGCCGCGGUGAGGAACCUCGAGAAGAGCUGCCGGAACUCCUCGUACGCCGGUUGCACCAAGUGCCUCGGCGCCCUUCAAAAGCUGAAGGGAGGAUACAAGAACGGGACGGGAGGGGGAGGCUCGUCGAGCGACCGGACGAGCAGGAUGCUAGACCGGGACUGCCAGCUGAUGGGCCUGACGUGGCUCCUGGCGCGCAACAAGACGGCGUACAUCCCCACCGUCUCCGCCGCGCUGCGGGCCAUCAUGUACAGCUGGCACCCGCCGGAGGGCGCCAAGUGCAGCCCGGACCAGGAGAACAUGCCGCUGGCCGUCGACUCCCUGCAGUUCGAGAGGGCCCAGUCCUCGUCGGCGCCGUCCCUCGCUUGGUUCCCGAUCUUGCCCUCCAUCAUGUGGUUUUGUUUGUUUAUCUAGGAGCCUGCCCCUCUCUCUCUCUCUCAGUGUCGGGUCACGUGGUGAUGUUUAGGGCUUAGGGAGGAUACGAGGCGGCUUGUUAUUGGGUAAAAUUUUUGGUCAAUCUCUCCAUUUUUCUUUCUGACCCACUCCUGUAAAUUACAGUUUGUAGUCAGUAAUCUCGGGCCUCUGCUCAAAUUCAAGACAAUCAUCUCUCUGCA
Molecule: messenger RNA, 1679 nt
Organism: Eucalyptus grandis
Lineage: Eukaryota; Viridiplantae; Streptophyta; Magnoliopsida; Myrtales; Myrtaceae
Exons: 3
Coding region: 535-1479 (314 amino acids)
Source: RefSeq, a predicted model, not a curated record